UUUUCAAUUCAUAUUUAACUUAAGUCCCAUGUUCCACUUGAACAUGUUAUAUAUAAUAAGUCCCAUGUUACAAAGAAUCAUAAGCCAACUAUUCCAUUAUCACCGCCUAGUUGUCUCUUCAUCUUCCUUAGAUUCACUGCAAUUUCCUUUGUCUUCAUCUCACUACAAGUCUAAAAAACUAGACAGGAAUCUUUGGCAUCAAGACAGCACAGAUAUAGAUCUGCAGUGCUGUUCAUUUGACUAAUACAGUCAUCAAACACACACAUUAAAAUAAUUAAUAAAGUGGUAACAAAUUAAAGUAUCCACUAUAAGCAUGCAGAUUCUUCAAUGGCUCUUUAGAAAGGCACAAAAGCAAGAAAGAAAGAGCAACACCUUCAAUUUCAUACACCAAAGGGAAGAUAUCAAUGAGCAAGAAGGUAAAUGGAAUGGAAUAUUUGUAGAAAACCAUGAUGGAUCAUAUAAAAGAACAAAGAGAUAUGAAUGGAGCAAGCAAGGUUACAAGAAUUUGAAGAUAUUCUCUUUUCUAUAUAGAAAAGACAUUCCAAAGGCUUGCUUUUUCAGCAGCAUCAAUUUAAAGAGAGUAGGCAUUAACAAAAAGCAUUUUGUUUACUCUAUGAAAAUGAAAAAAGAAGAAUCAUCGCGAGACAAAGCGAUCGUUGGCAAGACAGACUCGACGACUCAUGGAGGAAACAAGAUUUUGCCUGUAACUAAUGAGACACCAUUGUCAUCUUCAGCUGAAAGAAAUGACCAAUGUGAUAAUACUUUAAGUAAAGAUCAAAUGAAGGGUGACAAAAAGAAGCCUAUUUCAAGAAUGAAAGAGUUGCUUAGAUGGGCUGCCUCUGUAAAAACAGAGAAAGGGGGAAAAUUCACUGGAAAAAAGAUUUUAAUGUUCCGAAGGCGUGGAAACCUGAAAUCAAUUCCAAAUGAUGAUGAAAUUUGCAUUGAUUCACCAAAGAUAAGUUUGACAUGGGAUAUGGAAAGCUGCUCCACCACUUCCUCUGCUUACUCAGCUUUUUCAAUAGCUUCCUCAACAAAAAAUGGACAUAACCAAAUUUCAACUUCCACCAUAUCAAUCCCUUCUUCAGAUAUUGGUCACACCACUAGUAGAAAAAAAGGAAACUGGAUCACAACUGACUCUGAAUUUGUGGUGCUGGAACUAUGAAAUAAUGUGUCUACAGCAAAUGUAUCUCAUGUGUGGUGAUGGGGUAGCAAGCAAUCUAUGUCACAAAUUAAUGCUCUAAUAUAUGAGUAUAGUUCAUGGCUAAUUUCUAUGAGAUAUUUUGUAAAGAUUUUAUGCAACUUAACUAAAGAUAGGAACUAAGAGAAAGAGAUGUGAUAUCUGUAGUUAAUGUUAUGAAUGUAUUAGAUGGUGAUCAAACUGAUCUUAUUCCAUGUGUAUGAGAUGAAAAUGUUUGGCAUCUACAUUAUUAGGUGUAUAAAUUCAUUAAGUAUUUAUCGAUUGACCUAGUUAAUGUAGGAGAUGAGUUUACAAGUGGGUAGGACCCCUUCCUUUAAUCUCUACUAUGAAAUGAAUGUCAUUGAUUUACUCAUUCAA
This is a messenger RNA of Cicer arietinum (chickpea), 1555 nucleotides long. RefSeq lists its product as uncharacterized. NCBI's taxonomy places the organism in Eukaryota, Viridiplantae, Streptophyta, Magnoliopsida, Fabales, Fabaceae. The record is from RefSeq and is a predicted model, not a curated record.